AUGCGCUCGAGCAACAAACCUACGACCGUCAUAGGCCUCCGUUACCUUCUACCUCGCGACUACUGGACCUUCACCUAUCUGCCAUAUUCGGGACAUUCGUCAGUCAACAGGCCUAUCGCGUUGCCACACCACAGUCGCAAAGAUUUGGCAACCGAAAUUGGGAUCAACCUCUCAGCUCGACAGGAUUUCCCGGCGCCAGGGCUCUGGGCAAGCAGUCUGCUGAAUGAAAACGUCGGGUGCCGAUCCACCAAAUGCCGACGUCGUUUUUUUCGCUUAAUCGGAUAUUGGGCCGCGCCACCUCAACAAGCGCUGAGCAAUGACCUUGCAGAUUCUGCCGAGCGCGACCGUGAAACUGGUACCGGCAAACGGGUGCAUGUCGUCACUCCCACGACGCCGAUAUUGAGUGUCCGAUCAGACGGAGACGAUACAGGACGGCGUGAGCUCAUCGUGCGGUACCUGUGCUACUCGAACAGAUUGGUUUCCGGUCGAACAGUAUCGAGCAGUCUCGCGAAGCGACUAGAUGGGAAACUUGGCGCCAUUGUAUCACGUGUCGCUUUGCGCAACAGCGGGGCGGCUGCCUCCGACAAACCCCCAAGCUGA
Molecule: messenger RNA, 600 nt
Organism: Toxoplasma gondii ME49
Lineage: Eukaryota; Apicomplexa; Conoidasida; Eucoccidiorida; Sarcocystidae
Exons: 1
Coding region: 1-600 (199 amino acids)
Source: RefSeq, a predicted model, not a curated record